This is a messenger RNA of Osmerus eperlanus (European smelt), 2060 nucleotides long. RefSeq names its product coiled-coil and C2 domain-containing protein 1A-like. The record is from RefSeq and is a predicted model, not a curated record. The coding region runs from base 238 to 1785 and encodes 515 amino acids. NCBI's taxonomy places the organism in Eukaryota, Metazoa, Chordata, Actinopteri, Osmeriformes, Osmeridae. The transcript has 18 exons. Gene Ontology annotation, molecular function: RNA polymerase II cis-regulatory region sequence-specific DNA binding; DNA-binding transcription repressor activity, RNA polymerase II-specific. Gene Ontology annotation, cellular component: nucleus. Gene Ontology annotation, biological process: regulation of transcription by RNA polymerase II.
AAGUAGAUUUCAAUUUUCGCUGGAGAAACUGCUAAUCCUCACACCUGUUUACUUUAAAUAGACCUACAGAACCGUCGAUUUGAAAGGUAGAAAGAGACCGGCAUUUUCGUCUGGCGUCGCCCAGAUCGACUGAACGCAGUUUACCAGGCGAGGUUGUAAUUGUAUUUUCAUGCAGGUGUAAGCUAACAGAGUAGUUAAUGGACCGGGGGAACAUGUCUGUUGUGAGGGACAAGGAGGAUGAGGAAGAGAGGCGAUAUAAAUAGAGAUCAAGAGGCAGAUUCGGAACUAUUGGAACAACUGAAGGAGUUAAUGGGGGACUUAAAUAAUCAGACCUUGCAGUCUAUGUUGGCAUCUGUAAAGAUGCGAAAGCCAAUCGAAGAAGAGGAAAUCCCACCGCCGGUUGCCAUUGGCUGCAACUCUGCUGCCCUUCAAGACUCCACUGCACCAAUCACAAAGGGAGGGCUAAGGCUCCAACUGCCCUUUGCAGCUGCCUCCUCCAAUGACACAGCCUCUUCCCACACAUACAGCCAACCAGAAGUCAGUCUCUCAGGUGUUAAGGACAUGGUCUUGAGCAGACAGAGGGAGUUCAGACUGGCAGCGGUCCAAGCCAAACGGACUGGAGACAUGGAGUUAGCCAAACGUUACUAUAAGACAGCCAAGAAAUUAGAUCUGAUGGCGGAAGCUUCUAUCAAAGGAGAAUGUGUGGACAUCAGCUCCUUACCUCCCCCUCCUGACGAGGGUGAUGUUGAGAGCCAGUGUUCCCCCAAGUCUUUAACUCAACCUCUCCCUCGGGGUAUUAUCUCCGAGACUGCCCUAGAACGGCAGGCUGAUUGUGACAGCAGCGUCAGUCCCGUGACCUACACCAACUUUGAGGGCUCCCCAACCCCCACAAUCACGGUGGCCAGCCCAGUAGUUCUGGAACAGGAUCACUUCCCAGACCUGUCCAAUUCCCUCCCAGUAUGUUCUGAGCCUUCAGACCAGUACAGACAGAUCCUGGAGGUCCUGGAUCAGCAGCAUAAGAGGUGUCUGUGUUACUGUCAGCAGUUUACCCACAUGGGGAAGGUCACAGAGACGGCCAGGUUUGAGUCCUUGGCCGAGGAGUGUGUCAGACACAUGGAGGUGCUGAGGCAAGCGCAGGCGAGAGGGCAACCUGUUCCACAGUACCUCACGCAGCAACGCUCUUUCUCCAUCUACAGGAUCAUUCCAACUCUAACAGGAAGUGACAUGGUAUUGACGGUCAUAAAAGGCAUCAACCUUCCUGUUCCAGCAGAACUUUGUCCUAAUGACAUGGACAUAAGUGUGCGCUUCGAGUUUGCCUUCCCUAGUUCGGAGGAUGCUCAAAGGGACCAGACACGCUCGGUCAGAAACAGCACCUGUCCAGAAUUCAAUGAGCAUUUUAAACUGCACAUCAAACGAGGUCACCGUGGCUUUAAGAGGGUCAUUCAGUCUAAGGGCAUCAGGUUCGAGAUUAUACACAAAGGAGGCCUGUUUAAGACCGAUAAGGUAAUUGGAAGUGCAAUUAUGAAGCUGGACUCUUUGGAGACGUUAUGUGAGACCAGACAGCUCAUAGAGGUGCUGAGCAGAAGGAAGGCCACAGGAGCGUUCCUGGAGGUGGAGGUGAGGAUCCGAGAGCCCUUGGGGGGGCCGCAGCUCCACACCGUGACAGAACCAUGGCUGAUCCUGCACCCACUCAGCCUGCCCACCAUGGCCGCACCCAAACACACGCCCCAGACCAGCACUGGCGGGAAGGUCAACUCGAGCUCCUCCAUUUGCAGGGUCCUGUAACCAGCAGCUCCUCAGAAACCACUGAAAACCCCUCUCCCACUCAACAUGGCCUAACCACUAUGGAAUACCUUCGGGCCACAAGGAAGCUUCAACACAUACCAUAACUGAUCAUGGAAAAGUCUUUAGAUAAAGAUGGAAUAGGCUAGAGUCAUCAAAUAAAUAUACCUUAUUUUUCAGAUACUUAAUAAGAGACAUAUCAUUUGAAUAUUCUUUAUGCAAUAGCCAAUAGACAUGAAUGCACCUUAUUUUUUGUAGCUUAUCAAAAUGAAUUUGUG